GCUGGUGUGGUGGGAAUUCGUUGAAGUAAAAACUGCAAAGGAAGAAUCUUAUCAAGAACAAUGUUGCUCCAAUCCGUCACAGCCACAACCGCAACCGCCGCGCCGGUUCACCACCACCGUGUCCGCCCUCUCUCAUUCUCAGUGCAUAUCUCCCGCUUUCUCUCAUCCCCUCCUGGGUUCUCAACAUCUAUUCUUCUCUACUCUCCGAAGGGCCCUGCGGUCUCAUGUUCCUCAAAAUCGAAUGCCAGCACUGUGGACUAUGGGAAGAAGCCGAAACUCGAUUGGUACAAAAUGUACAAGCGUAUAUGCAUUGCUGCACUCUCGGGACCAACCAGCGUUGACGCAGUGCUAGAACAGUUUGAGAAUGGGGGUGCGGAUCUUUCAAUAUCGAAUCUUGUGCUUAUAAUUAAGGAACUCCGCACAUUCAAGCGAUACAAGCUUGCUCUCCAGGUAUAUGAGUGGAUGAAGGACAGAAAGGAUACAUAUCAUGCAUCUAAAAAGGGUGCUGCAGUUCAUUUAAAUUUAAUAUACCGAGUGAAAGGAAUCUCAAAUGCCGAAGACUACUUCAUGAAAUUGCCGGAACAUGUGAAGGACAACCGAGUGUAUGCCUCACUCUUGAAUGCCUAUGCUCAAUCAGAAAUGAGGGAAAAAGCGGAAUCUUUAUUUGAUGAGAUGAAAACCCGAGGUUUUGCCAGUACUUCUGUCCCAUAUAAUGUGAUGAUUACCCUUUACAAUAAACUCAAGGUUAAUGACCAGGUGGAGCGUUUAAUAUCAGAAAUGGAUUCGAAAAAUAUUUUAGACAUGGUUUCUUAUAAUAUAUGGUUGGGGUUCCUUGGAAACCAAGGAUCUGUGGAGAAGAUGGAAGAAGCAUUUGAGAAAAUGAAAAAGGACCCUGGUGUUAUUAUACACUGGGACACAUUGAGCAUAAUGGCUUCAAUGUACAUUCAGAUGGGUGAGAUGGAAAAAGGCGAAGAUUUUUUGAGACAGAUGGAGAGUAGAAUCAAUGUCAAGGAGCCUAUCUGUUAUGAUUACCUCAUGAGUCUGUAUGCUAGAGUUGGUAACAAGGAAGAGGUAUACCGCGUCUGGAAUGUCUACAACGCAAGCUUUCGCCGCAUCCCAAACAAGGGUUACCAUGCACUAAUCUCUUCUCUUUUAAGAUUAGAUGAUAUCGAAGGCGCCGAAAACACAUUCGAUGAGUGGAUGUCAGAAAUCAAGCGUUAUGAUCCCAGAAUGCCGUAUCUUCUCCUGAGUUGGUAUUUGAGGAACGGGCUAUUGGAUAAGGUUGAAAGUCUUUUUGCACGAAUUGUGGAUGCGGGAAAACAGCCCAACUCAUCGGCAUGGGAAAUCAUUGCACAAUUGCAUAUCAGGAGGGGGAGAGUUUCAGAAGCUUUGUCUUGCUUGAGAGAUGCCCUUUCGGCUGAAGGUUCUGGAAACUGGACACCCAGUCAUCCUACUAUAUUUUCUUUUAUGCAGCUUUGUGAGCAACAUGAUGACGUGAAAAGCAAAGAGGAAUUGAUUGAGAUGUUGAGUGAUGCGGGGGGUUUUGAUCGCGAGGCCUACAUGUCUUAUAUCUCCGUACAAAGCACUGUGGAUGGUGGGAAGAAGGAUGGCGAUGAAAUAACUGAUGUCCUACUCAAUGAACUACAUGGAAGCUUACAAUAACUUCCGGAUAUACUUAUAUUUGACUUGCUAAAUCACAUCAUCAAGGUGUUUGUGAGGUACUAAGGUAAAGGAAAUUGAUGUUCUCUUUGAGAAGCGUUUGGAAUUGUUAGGAUGCUUUUCCGUGAGAAUCUGCUAAGAUUUCCGUGUAUCAUAGCCUCAUAGCUAGCUGUCACCGGAGGUAAUGCCGGCCAUCGGCUGCCUAGACACUGCUUUGGCCUAUUUGGAUGAGGGAAAUUCUUGGUGUACACCUUUUUAUACACCUUUUUAUACACACCUCAAAACCUGAUUUGUUUUACCUGAUUUGUUUUGUCUGUGGAAAAUAAGGUUUUGUCUGUGAACUGGCAUUCACAGCAAAAAAAAAAGUCUUACAGACAAUGGGGUGUAUUGAUGUGUAUAAAAAGGUGUACAAAAAGAAAUUUUGAUUUGGAUGAAGGGGUUAAUGUGAGAAGAAGCUUUUGGAGGUAGUAGCAUCUAUAUUGGUAAAAAUUGAAAAUGUAAUGUGUUUUUUCUUAUAACACUAACGUAUUACCAUUUCAAUCAUAUUUAUUCUUUUUUAGUUCUCUAUCAAGAUAUAGAUUAAUGUAAUAUGUGACCGUUCCUAUUAUAUACGGAGUACUCCGUAUCAGUCAUCUUUACCGGGUUGUAAAAAUAUUCUCCAUAUCAAGAUUCAUGUUAAGAAUGGGCAUGCUAGUUAACUGCAUUUAGGGUAAUUAAGAUUCCACU
Cuscuta epithymum is the source of this 2385-nucleotide messenger RNA. Lineage: Eukaryota; Viridiplantae; Streptophyta; Magnoliopsida; Solanales; Convolvulaceae. The record is from the annotation of a GenBank genome assembly.